UUGCUCUACCAUUUGUGCUCAGGCAGAACGGCGGACAGCAGCAGCAGCAGCAGCAGCAGCAGCAGCCGAUUAUUAGCGCAUGGUUAGUGGUGAAGAGAUAUAAAACUUUGUCCGAAGAGUGACUGAUAGAAUUGUAACGUUUGGUGGAUUUUAAAGAAAAACGCAGUAACUACUGAUAUAUAAUUACUUCAAAAAGCAUGUGGUUGAAAACGCUGAGUGUAGUAGCAGCUCAGGCCGAAGCUCGCACUCACAAUACCUUCCAGAAAUUAUGUCGAACUUUUGCAACCCAGCUGAGUGAACCGCAAGGACCAACUGUCAAGACUGAAGUACCCGGCCCUAAAUCGAAAGCCCUGUUGCAGAAAUUGAAUUCUCUGCAGAAUGCGGGUUCGGUGCAGCUGUUCGCCGAUUAUGAUCGGUCCGUUGGUAACUACCUGCAGGAUGUCGAUGGGAACGUGCUGCUGGAUAUAUACAUGCAAAUUUCCUCCGUACCAUUAGGGUACAAUCAUCGGGAACUGUUGGAAGUUUUCAAAAAUGAUCAUAACCUGAAGGCUCUGAUCAACCGUCCUGCGUUGGGUGUUUUUCCGGCCGAAGAUUGGCCAACCAAGUUGCAAAAUGUUUUGAUGUCAGUAGCUCCCACUGGUAUGGAUCAUGUCACCACGAUGAUGUGCGGAUCAUGCUCGAAUGAAAACGCUUUCAAGAAUAUUUUCAUUUGGUAUCAAGGUAAGCAGCGUGGAGAUGUUAAAACCUUCUCGGAAAAAGAAAUCCAAUCCUGUAUGAUCAAUCAAGUUCCUGGUGCUCCUAAAUUGAGUAUUCUAAGCUUCCACGGAGCUUUCCACGGGCGUACGCUGGGCUGCUUGUCGACGACCCACUCGAAGUACAUACAUAAGAUUGAUAUCCCUUCGUUUGAUUGGCCGAUAGCUCCGUUCCCUAAAUAUCGAUAUCCACUGGAGGAGAACGUACGAGAAAAUGCCCAAGAAGACGCCCGUUGCUUGGCGGAAGUGGAACAUUUGAUUGAACAGUACGCAAAGAAGGGAAUUCCUGUAGCUGGUAUCAUUGUUGAGCCGAUUCAGAGUGAAGGAGGAGAUAAUGAGGCUUCACCCGAGUUCUUCCAGAAUUUGCAGAAGAUUGCCAAAAAGCAUGGAAGCGCUCUGUUGAUGGAUGAGGUCCAAACCGGUGGCGGUCCGACAGGUAAACUGUGGUGUCAUGAAUAUUUUAAUCUGGAAAGUCCACCGGAUGUAGUCACGUUCAGCAAAAAAAUGCAACUGGGUGGUUAUUACCACGGAGCACACAUGAAACCAGCUCAACCGUAUCGUGUGUUCAACACAUGGAUGGGCGAUCCUGGCAAAUUACUACUGUUGGAAUCGGUUCUCAAGGUUAUCAAGCAGGAUGCACUAUUGGAUAAUGUCAAUAGAGCUGGUGCUAAACUGAAGAAAGGAUUAGUUCAAGCACAAAAUGACUUUCCACAGCUACUCAACUCAGCCAGAGGUAGAGGAACAUUUUUAGCCAUCAAUUGCACCAGCACAAAACUACGAGACGAUAUUGUGGCUGCUUUGAAACAAAAAGGUAUCCUCUCGGGUGGUUGCGGAGAACUCGGAAUUCGCUUCAGACCGGCGCUCGUGUUCCAGGAGAAGCAUGCUGACAUUUUCCUCGAUAAAUUUAACCAAGUGUUGAAGGAGCUUAAAUAGAGUGUUUCGAAGAAAACGCAAGAAAUUCAAUGCCAGCGUUUUAAGCUACCGGUAGUUUAAUUCAGAAUGAAAUAAUUAUGAUUUAAAACAGCAAUACAAUUAGAAACAGUUCCAUUCUAAUAUUGAUAUUAGGUAUUAGAUGGAAUAGUGACAGUUUAUAUUCUGUUCUGAAUAUUGAUGCGUAAUGACAUUGCCAUUACGAAAAAAGUGAGAACAUUUGUCUUCCGGAGAGUUGUGAUUCCAAAAUUCGAUGUCUAACAUGGGUGGAAUAUUACUGGGUAAAAAGUUGUAGAUAAAUGUUAUCGCGAAAUUAA
Wyeomyia smithii (pitcher-plant mosquito) is the source of this 1999-nucleotide messenger RNA. It is a transcript of the gene Gabat, whose product is annotated as 4-aminobutyrate aminotransferase, mitochondrial. The transcript is spliced from 6 exons. Lineage: Eukaryota; Metazoa; Arthropoda; Insecta; Diptera; Culicidae. Gene Ontology annotation, cellular component: mitochondrion. The record is from RefSeq and is a predicted model, not a curated record. Gene Ontology annotation, biological process: GABA catabolic process. Bases 198 to 1685 code for a protein of 495 amino acids. Gene Ontology annotation, molecular function: pyridoxal phosphate binding.